CACCACUAAAGAACAUAAAAGUAGUUUGUUUAUAUUUGAACAAAUGGGCGGCACAAAGUGUUGUUUUCGUGAUUGUCCGGUCAGUUCUAGCCGCAACCCCAAUAUGCACUUUUUCAAGUUCCCUGUCAAGGAUCCGAAAAGGUUAAAGGACUGGAUGAGGCACUGUUCAAACCCUGAUGUUUCGAAUGCACCGCCGACCAAACUGGCAGCCAAAACCGUUUGUGCCCGGCACUUUCGUGUGGAAUGCUUCAUGAACUACAAAAUGGACAGACUCAUUCCAAUGCAGACGCCCACUUUGUUCAGGAUCAACAGGGAUCUGGCACUGGACUUUGCAAAUCUCGACCAGAACGGGGAAGCUCUGCUCGUGAAGCUGACGCCUCCAAAGCAGUCCCACCUAAUACCGCCCAAGGAUUUCGAGUGUCCUCUGGGAUUCGUGGAUGGUGAGACACAGAAUGUAGAGGUUAUUAAGAUUCCCAAUAUAGUUGACUUGAGAGAGGAGGAACCGCAAAAAGAAAAUGAUGAAGUAGACGAAGUUUCCGGUAAUCUCCAAGUGCUGGAUACAGAAAAGGAGCAGACGGUUGUAAGCAAGGAUAAAUCAGCGGUGGCAAAUACGAGUUCUACAACAUCAACCAGCGGUUCGGUUAUGCCUCAAAACAUUAUAGAUAUAAUAAGUCAACUGCAGCCUUCAUUGGGCAUCAAAUUGAUUAAAAGGCCAGUCAAGAGUCAACCAACAAGCGAGAUUGCCUUGCCUCUGCUUGAAGAGCAGCUCCUACAAGAACAGACUGAUGAAUUAAGCAUGAUGCAAACAGUCAUUAAGGAAGCAGAAAUGCAUCGUAAACCGACAAGUUGUAUUAUUGACGUUAUUAAAAUGCCAAAGCUUGGGGAUAAAUGUCUAGUAAAGCAAAUCCGAAUUAAAAACGUGUACCGGCCAAAUAAGAGGACUGUGGUUAAAAAACGUGGGAUGCAGGAAGGAGAUGCCGAUAAACUGAAUGAAGAGCAGGCCACCGAGGAGCAGGCUAAGAAAAUGAAGCUACCCCAAGAAGCACAAAUGGCUGACACCCACGAUCUAACUGAGAACAGUUUCAUAUUAAACCGAAAUAGACAAAUGCAAGAGAAAUUCUGGGAUGAGCAGAAGCAGACUCCGAAAUCUGAGAAACCCACCCAAUCAACCAAUAUUAAUCCUAGUCCUAGCAAAGAAAAUGAUCAAAGUGAACCCAUUUCCGAAACCUUAUCUGAACCUUUUCUAAACCUUGAAGAGAACACAUCACUAAGUACUGACAGUGAGGACGAGUCUGCACCAGAUGAAAAACCAUCUUCCUCUGAAGAUGCCCUGCGCGAAAAGCUUCUUCAGGACUACGAUAAACUAAAGGCCGAGUUUGACAAGCUGUCGGAGGAGAAUGCCAAACUGAAACGACUGCAAGCGGAACCCCCAAAGGCUCCAGCUCCCAGCAAACCCGCUGCUAUCUCCAUGAGCAAACCCCAUCUUUACAUGGCUAUAAAGAAAUACGUGGGGCCCACGAUGGCCGCCUUGCUACGCAUGGAAAUGUUCGGCGGCUCUGAGGAUCGCACUUGGAAGGAUGAUGAGCAAGAUUUUGCCACAGAGCUACUCCAACUGGGCGAUGAGGUGUACAAGUACUGUUGCGACGAGUGGCGCUUCCGCUUGCCCUCGAUUCGGAUGGCACGCUCCUGGCUGGAGAAAAAGAAAACAGAAGAUUCGGAAGAGUUUCUUGACUUAUAGUCUAUUUUGCCAUUAUUGGCUUGGUCAUUAUUAAGGUAUUGUAUUCAUAAUUUAUUUGAUGAUUUAGUUUAAAGCAUUAUAUCA
Molecule: messenger RNA, 1822 nt
Organism: Drosophila teissieri
Lineage: Eukaryota; Metazoa; Arthropoda; Insecta; Diptera; Drosophilidae
Exons: 1
Coding region: 44-1738 (564 amino acids)
Source: RefSeq, a predicted model, not a curated record